GUCGGAAGUCAAAGGUCGGUAAAUAGUGGUGAUGUCAUGCUGGCAAGAUGGCGGAAGGGGAGGACGUAGGGUGGUGGCGGAGCUGGCUGCAGCAGAGCUACCAGACAGUCAAAGAGAAGUCCACGGAAGCUUUGGAGUUCAUGAAGCGGGACCUGACAGAGUUUACCCAGGUGGUGCAGCAUGAUACAGCCUGCACCAUAGCGGCCACAGCCAGUGUGGUCAAGGAGAAGCUGGCUACUGAAGGUUCCUCAGGAGCAACAGAAAAAGUGAAGAAGGGGUUAUCCGACUUCUUAGGGGUGAUCUCAGAUACCUUUGCCCCCUCUCCAGACAAAACCAUUGACUGCGAUGUGAUCACUCUGAUGGGUACACCCUCUGGCACAGCUGAGCCAUAUGACGGCACCAAGGCUCGCCUCUACAGUCUGCAGUCAGACCCGGCAACAUACUGCAACGAACCUGAUGGACCCCCGGAAUUGUUUGAUGCCUGGCUUUCCCAGUUCUGUCUGGAGGAGAAGAAGGGGGAGAUCUCAGAGCUCCUUGUAGGCAGCCCCUCCAUCCGAGCCCUCUACACCAAGAUGGUUCCAGCAGCUGUUUCCCAUUCGGAAUUCUGGCAUCGGUACUUCUAUAAAGUCCACCAACUUGAACAGGAGCAAGCCCGGAGGGAUGCCCUGAAGCAGCGGGCAGACCAGAGCAUCUCUGAAGAGCCUGGCUGGGAAGAGGAAGAAGAGGAGCUUGAAGGCAUUGUACCAUCUCCAAAAGAGGCAAAGAUUCCAAAAGAGACCAAAACUUCUACAUCCCCUGAAGAUGAGCCUGUCCCCCAGAGCCCUUGUGAAGAGAUUCCAGUGGAGCCCCCCACAGAGGCCACCCCAUCAGAGAGCAGUGAGAGUAUCUCCCUCAGGACCCAGAUUGCCAACCCUGCAGCUGCACCUGAGGCACCACAGCCACCUAAAGACCUGUCUCAAAAGCUGCUGGAGGCGUCUUUGGAAGAACAGAGUCUGGCUGAGGAUGAGGGUGAAACUGGACCCCCACCCCCAGUUCCCUCCAAGCCUCUAACCCCUGCAGGCCGAGCCAGUGGCUUAGAACCCAGGCCUCCAGCCAGAGUAGAGACCCUGAGAGAGGAGGUGCCCACAGACUUAAGAGUGUUCGAGCUGAACUCAGAUAGUGGGAAGUCUACACCCUCCAACAACGGCAAGAAAGGCUCAAGCACGGACAUCAGCGAGGACUGGGAGAAGGACUUUGACUUGGACAUGACUGAAGAAGAAGUGCAGAUGGCACUUUCCACAGUGGACGCCUCUGGUGAGCUGGAAGAUGUAGAGUGGGAGGACUGGGAAUGAGGGAGCGAGAGCAAGCAGCUCCCCCACCCACGGCACAUCCCACCUCGCUCGCUCGCUAGUCUCAGCUGGCCUUGGAAGACAGAGAAUGUCCCCCCAAAUGGCCCCUGCCAUCCAGAACUUGGUACAUAUUCUGGUGGCUCCCUGCUGGCCCUCUGCUCACACCUUGGAAGAGCCUUUUCAAAUACAGAUCCAGAAGUCUGAUUUGUGCCAACCUUAGGAUGACCUAAGGGGAGGAUGUACCCCAUCACCGGAGAGCCUGCAUUUCCCUGCUAUUGUAGGGAUUUCUACUGGGAGACCUGGAGGGGUAGCUGUCUCCUGCAGAGACAAGACCUGAAGCAUUGGUCUCUUUGAAGACAACAUGCACUACCCCGUAAGCUAGUAAGCCAGUAAGCCAGCAAGGAAGGCCAUGCCACCUGCCCUUGGCUACACACAGGAACAGUGAACAGUGUUUUAGUUCCUGCCCCAAUGAGGAAGAGGCAAUCUCUCUGGGACAUUUGCCUCUCCGGAAUCUCCAUCCCAACCAUUUCUCACUCCUGCAAAGGUCCUAUGGGGUUCAGAUCUUAAGACCAAACCUCGACUCUAUUCGAGCCCACACUGGGAUAUCCCUACACCUUCCCAGGGCUUUUCUGUCAGAUGCACCCAAGUCCUUAGCCCAUCUGUGCCACUGCAAGAGUCUGCUCUUGUAUUUCUUUCCCUCCCCCGAAAGGGAGGGAGCCACUUUGAGGCCCUUUGGUGUGUUGCUUUGGUAGGAUAACUGCUCCAAGCAGCUACCUGUCGUGAGUCCCAUAGCUUUGGACACAAGCCAGCUAUGAGCUGUAUGUAGUGAGCAGAGAUGAGUACUCACAGUCCAGCGCCAGGCCAGCUUCUCCUCAACCCUCUCUGUUCUUGAAGGGAUAUGCUGGGGCAAGCAUCCUGAGACUCCUAUCUCCUGCAGAGGCCCUCCUUCCUGAAGACAGCCUGGGGUUCUUACCCUCUUGAGACAGUGAGGGCCACAUGAAGACCUGGUGCUGCACAGAUGCCGCUCCAGUGAUGCUGUCUGCUGGUGUAUCUACCAGUGACUCAUUUAAAGGAGCUUGGUCAGGGUGGCAGUGAAUGGUGGGCACUGCAAACCUUCAGUGAAGGGGGUAGGGUGGACAGAAUGCUAAAUUUUUUUUUUUGAUGGGAUGGGUUUUUCUCUUUGUAAUUAUUUUAACCUUUUGGUUGUUUGUGCAAUAUUAUAUAUUUUAAAUUAUAAUGCAUCUCCCCAGAGUAUUUUGUAGCUGGGAAAAGAAAAAAAAAGUAAAGAAAAAAUUCGAACAGCUGUUAGUUUUGUAAUUAAAAAGGAAGAAAAAUAAAAGAAGUUUGUCCUGAACCUUUUACAGAUUUGCUGUAACAGCAUUAAAGUUAUUGAACAGAA
Messenger RNA from Grammomys surdaster, 2727 nucleotides. It is a transcript of the gene Bsdc1, whose product is annotated as BSD domain containing 1. The record is from RefSeq and is a predicted model, not a curated record. Gene Ontology annotation, cellular component: cytoplasm. NCBI's taxonomy places the organism in Eukaryota, Metazoa, Chordata, Mammalia, Rodentia, Muridae. The coding region runs from base 48 to 1331 and encodes 427 amino acids. The transcript has 11 exons.